AUGUCAACAAACUGGUUAGAUCUAUUAUCUAGGGAUUACUUGGUGCUCCUAGAAACUAGCGAACAUUAUGAUAUAGUGAUUCAUGUGGGUCAGGAGCCCGAAGUUAAAGAAUUUAGAGCACAUUCAUUAGUAUUACGAACGAGAUCUACAUACUUCAAGGCAGCACUGUCGAGUAAUUGGGCUCGUUUGGAAGGCGGUUUAUUUGUUUUCAACAAACCGAAUAUAUCUCCCAAAGUAUUCGAGAUAAUAUUAAAGUAUAUAUACGGGGCCACCGUAGAUUUACCAGAAAAGGAUGUGGAGUUCAAUAUUGACGUCCUAACGGCAGCAGAGGAGUUGUGCUUGUCGGAUCUAUUUGAAUACAUAGAGAAUCAUCUGCUCAAUAAUCCAGAGGGGUUACUUGCUCACUUUGCUUUAGUGUAUCACUUUGCGAGAAAGCAUGAACAAUUUAGAAGGUUGUUAGAAUUCUGUGACAAUACUAUGGAACAGGAUCCAUCAAUCAUAUUCGAAGCUGAGGAUUUUGUCAACAUGAAUCAGGUUACUUUGAUCUCCAUACUUAAAAAGAAAUUCUUGAUCAUUAGGGAAAUUGAGCUGUGGGAUAAAUUGGUAGAAUGGACGAUUGCUCAGGUUCCCUCGCUUUCGUCUGAUCUGGAAUCUUGGACUCCGGAGGAUUUUAUUACGUUUGGUAAAAUUGUCCAAUCAUUCUUGCCAUAUGUUAAUUUCUCAUUGGUUAGUCACGAGGAUUUUAACAAAAAGGUUAGGCCAUUUAAGCGUUCGUUUGGUGACGAUCUUUAUGCCCGAAUACUGGAGCACCACUUAUCGCAACUUAAUGUUGCUACAGCGACGUUAUUUCAAACCUGGAGUCAGGAUAUCGAUUCAAAACUGAUUACAAUGAAGCAAUCAGCAUUGAUUUGCGGAUGGAUGGUAAAUGAUUGUAAUAUACAACCUCAUAAUAUUCCAUUUGAAUUUAGGUUGUUAGUGAGAGGUAGUCGUGACGGAUUUGGUCCAAAAACCUUUCAUGAACGAUGUGAUCUAAGAGGACCAACAAUUACUGUAUUGAGAGUACACCAUUCAGGUGAAGUACUUGGGGGAUUUAAUCCUCUGAAUUGGGAAACACACGUUGACGGGAUAUUUAAUCGAACAAAGAAAAGUUUCAUAUUUUCACUUGGACACGAACAGUUGAACAAUGCUAUAUAUAGUAAAGUGAGAGAACCGAAUAAGGCGAUACUGCAGUGUGUGGAAUAUGGUCCGUGUUUUGGAUCAGACUUGGCGUUGGUUGGCAGCCAUGAUGGGCACUGGGAAGCUAGAUGUUUGAAGGGAAACUAUGAGAAUCGUAUAAGUCCGGGAAACUAUGUAUUUUUUGUCAACGAAUACGAGGUGUUUCAAAUCGUUAGAAAGUCGAUUUGA
This is a messenger RNA of Acaulospora colombiana, 1404 nucleotides long. NCBI's taxonomy places the organism in Eukaryota, Fungi, Glomeromycota, Glomeromycetes, Diversisporales, Acaulosporaceae. The record is from the annotation of a GenBank genome assembly.